Messenger RNA from Mauremys reevesii (Reeves's turtle), 2292 nucleotides. Its product is annotated as olfactory receptor 1020-like. The record is from RefSeq and is a predicted model, not a curated record. NCBI's taxonomy places the organism in Eukaryota, Metazoa, Chordata, Testudines, Geoemydidae. Gene Ontology annotation, molecular function: olfactory receptor activity; G protein-coupled receptor activity. Gene Ontology annotation, biological process: G protein-coupled receptor signaling pathway. The transcript is spliced from 3 exons. The coding region runs from base 470 to 1438 and encodes 322 amino acids. Gene Ontology annotation, cellular component: membrane.
ACACAGCAGAGUGCAUCCAGCAGGAAAGCAUGAGCAGUGUCUUUGCAGAGAGAGUGAGAGUGCAUGAGACGCUGACGGGCGCAGAGCAAUGGUGAAAUCCAGGUCCUAAUCCCCAGACCCAGUCACCACUGAUGGAGAUGUCCCAUUUCAUGCUGGAGAUUAAAGAAAGAAGAUUGAGGGGGACUUGCUUACAGAUGAUGACCACUUUCAUGGGAAGAAAAUACCAGGGCUGAAGGGCUCUUUAAUCCAGCAGAAAAAGUUAAAACAAGAACCAGAAAAAAUCAUUUGAGGAAUAAGGCACAGAUUAUGAAUGGGGAAGGUGGCUCACCACUGGAACAAAGUGCUGAGGAAAGUUGUGGAUUUUCAACCUCCUGACGUCUUCAAAAUUAAGACCGGCAGCCAUUCUGGAGGAUUUGCUCUCAUACUCCAUGGAUAAAUCUCGUGGAAAACAGAGGAAGAGGCAAUCUACAUGUAUGUCAUGGAGAAAGCAGAAGGGGAAAAUGAAACAUAUAUCACACGAUUCAUCCUCCUGGGAUUUGGGAAUCACGCUGAACUGCAGCCCCUUCUCUUUCUGCUGUUUCUAGUGAUCUACCUUGUGACCAUGGCUGGGAACAUCCUCAUCAUGGCACUAGUUGUGACUGAUCGGCACCUUCACACCCCCAUGUACUUCUUUCUGGGGAACUUGUCCUGCUUGGAGACCAGCUUCACCUCAACCAUCCUGCCCAGGAUGUUGGCCAGUCUCCUGACUGGGGACAGAAACAUUUCUGUUACUGGCUGUAUCACUCAAUUUUAUUUCCUUGGUCUUUAUGUGGGAGUUGAAUGUUAUCUCUUGGCACUUAUGUCCUAUGACCGGUACCUAGCAAUAUGCAAACCACUACACUACACAGGUCUUAUGAAUGUCAGAAUCUGCCUGCAGUUAGCAGCUGUGUCCUGGCUGAGUGGAUUUAUGAUAAUAACCAUAGUUACAUAUUUAAUGUCACAGUUACAUUUCUGUGGCCCUAAUGAAAUUAACCAUUUCCUUUGUGAUUUCACCCCAGUGAUUAAACUCUCCUGCAGUGACACCAGCCUGAUCACACUGGUGACAUUUAUGUUCUCUUCCAUAUACACGCUGCCCCUGUUUCUAUUAACCCUGGCAUCCUACAUUUGUAUCAUCUCCACCAUUCUGAAAAUCCCAUCCACGACCGGGAGGAGAAAGGCAUUUUCCACUUGCUCUUCUCACCUCACUGUGGUGACAAUCUACUAUGGGACCCUAAUCAUUGUCUAUAUGUUACCAGACACUGACACACUUAGAGACCUCAACAAAGUGUUCUCUCUCUUCUACACAGUCCUAACUCCCCUGGUCAAUCCCCUCAUCUACAGCCUGAGAAACAAAGAGGUCAAGGCAGCCCUGAGAAAAGCCAUCAGCAAAUAUAUGGAGCUUAUAGAAAUUGAGAAGUAGUAAUUGAUAAGGCAAUGAAUGAAUCUGGAAGAGCUAGAAAGGGAGUUAGCAUUAAGCUGUCCCUAGCUCAUGACAAUGGGAGCUUUCUUGGGGAACAUGACGACAUGCUAAUUUGUGGGAUGUCUGCAUUCCAAUUUUGUAAGAGUUGAUGCUUGCUUCUCCCCUAGUUGGAAUCUUAACUUUUCUUAUCUCUGCAUUCAUGUGGAAUUCAAGGUUUUACUUUAAUUAUUUUGUUUGCAUCUUUGCUCUGAGUUUGGAAAAGUCUAGUUUUUACAUUGCAGUGUUCCUGAAUACCUACUGGUGGAUUUGGAUUAUUAAAGUAUUUAGUCUCUCACGUUGGUAUCAGGUGUCCUAUACAAUUUUAGAUUUGGGUAGAUUGCACUGGUCUUCAUAAUUUUUGUUUGUUGUAUAUGUUGUCAAGAAAUGAUUAGUGGUGUGUAAGAUUCUAAAUGCAUUUCUGGAUAUUGAAAUAGAAGAAUUAAUUGAUAUGAAUGAUUUCUGGUGAGACAUCUUUUUACCCUAAAAACACUUUACUGUCAGUGAAAAAAUAAUAAAUAUGUGUGGAGAAACUGCUAAUUAAUUCUGCAUUUCAAUAUUGAAUUUGGAACAAGCACUUAAAUGACUAAAGUUCCCAAGUUCCAAUGAUUUUCAAAAUUAUUUGAAUUUGUAAGGGACAGAGUAUGAAAGGUUCUAAAGAUGUAGAUAAGUGUCAGUGUUUCUAUACAAAUUUAUAUGUGGGAAUAUUUUAUUUGUCUUAACUUUUCUUUGUUAUGUAUGUGAUCAUGCCACAUAUAGAAGAUGUGUAAGAUCAAUAAUGGAUUACUGGAUGUUGAAAUAAAAUUAAUUCACAUGAA